This is a messenger RNA of Gekko japonicus, 5149 nucleotides long. It is a transcript of the gene TRAK1, whose product is annotated as trafficking protein, kinesin binding 1. The transcript is spliced from 16 exons. Lineage: Eukaryota; Metazoa; Chordata; Lepidosauria; Squamata; Gekkonidae. Gene Ontology annotation, biological process: neurogenesis; endosome to lysosome transport; anterograde axonal transport of mitochondrion. The coding region runs from base 479 to 3133 and encodes 884 amino acids. Gene Ontology annotation, molecular function: GABA receptor binding. The record is from RefSeq and is a predicted model, not a curated record. Gene Ontology annotation, cellular component: dendrite.
UUUCAUCCCUCUGCCAGACCCAGUCUCCAGCACUGGCUCCCCUGAUGGCAGUUGGCACUUCACUGUGAAACCUGCCAAGCUGGACGCCACAGCUUUGAACGACUGCACUUUGGCCACCACUGUGCCCUCUCCUGACCCAGCCAGCCAUGCAGUCCUAGCCUGUCAUGCAGGCAUUCACGAAGAGCACUAUGUAAGUGAAGCCGUGGAACACGAUGCCUCAGACUACAGGGAGUACAGAGAUGCCGGCACCAUUACUGAUGUGUGCAAUAGUACUGAUCUUCCCGAAGUUGAAAUCAUCAGCCUGCUGGAAGAGCAGCUGCCCCACUACAAGCUAAGAGCAGAUACAAUCUAUGGUUAUGACCACGACGACUGGCUUCAUACGCCUCUCAUUUCUCCUGAUGCCAAUAUUGACUUAACAACUGAGCAGAUAGAAGAGACACUGAAAUACUUUCUUUUAUGUGCUGAAAGAGUGGGCCAGAUGACUAAAACAUACAAUGACAUUGAUGCUGUUACACGUCUUCUUGAAGAGAAAGAGCGAGAUUUAGAAUUAGCAGCUCGGAUUGGCCAGUCAUUACUAAAGAAGAAUAAAUCUUUAACUGAGAGAAAUGAACUCCUUGAAGAACAAGUAGAACAUAUCCGGGAAGAGGUUUCUCAGUUGCGGCAUGAGCUUUCCAUGAAAGAUGAGCUGCUUCAGUUUUAUACCAGCGCUGCUGAAGAGAGUGAACCAGAGUCCUUCUGUUCAACUCCGCUGAAGAGAAACGAAUCAACUUCAUCCGUCCAGAAUUAUUUUCAUUUGGAUUCUCUUCAGAAGAAACUAAAGGACCUUGAGGAAGAGAAUGUUGUGCUUAGAUCAGAGGCCUGCCAGCUGAAGACAGAAACCAUUACUUAUGAAGAGAAGGAACAGCAGCUUGUGAACGACUGUGUGAAAGAGCUCAGAGAUGCAAAUAUCCAGAUUGGCAGCAUCUCUGAAGAGUUAGCCAAGAAAACUGAAGACGCUGCUCGACAACAGGAAGAAAUCACCCAUCUUCUCUCUCAGAUAGUGGAUUUGCAGAAGAAGGCAAAAGCUUGUACGGUGGAAAAUGAAGAACUUGUCCAACAUUUGGGAGCAGCUAAAGAUGCACAAAGGCAGCUUACAGCUGAAUUACGAGAGCUGGAAGACAAGUAUGCCGAGUGCAUGGAAAUGCUUCACGAGGCACAGGAAGAGCUGAAGAACCUUCGGAACAAGACUAUGCCAAAUGCCGUCUCCCGUCGUUACCACUCAUUAGGCCUUUUCCCCAUGGAUUCUUUGGCAGCGGAAAUUGAAGGAUCAAUGCGGAAGGAGCUGAAUCUGGAUGAUCCCGACUCUCCCGACUUAACGCAUCACAAGAGAGUCUUUGACACGGUGCGAAACAUCAACCAGGUGGUGAAGCAGAGAUCCCUAACUCCCUCUCCGAUGAACAUCCCAGGAUCCAACCAGUCUUCAGCAAUGAACUCUGUCAUUUCUAGCUGUGUCAGCACCCCACGAUCCAGCUUCUACGGAGGAGACAUCUCCAAUAUUGUAUUAGACAACAAGACAAAUAGCAUCAUCCUAGAAACUGAAUCCGACUCUGGAAAUGAAGAAAAGAAAAAACCUGGCACUCCAGGAACACCUGGUUCUAGUGACCUGGAAACAGCUCUCCGAAGGUUGUCUCUUCGGAGAGAAAACUAUCUGUCGGAGAGGAAGUUCUUCGAAGAAGAGCAGGAAAGAAAACUAAGAGAAUUGGCAGAGAAGGGUCAACUCCAUAGUGGCACCAUUACUCCAACAGAGAGUAUCAUGUCAUUGGGAACUCAUUCGAGGUUUUCUGAAUUCACUGGAUAUUCAGGAAUGUCCAUCAGCAGUCGCUCAUACCUCCCAGAGAAGCUUCAGAUUGUGAAGCCCUUAGAAGGUUCUGCCACUUUGCACCACUGGCAGCAGCUUGCUCAGCCUCAUCUGGGGGGAAUCCUAGACCCACGGCCCGGGGUUGUCACUAAGGGCUUCCGGACUCUGGACCUCGACGUAGACGAAGUAUACUGCCUUAAUGAUUUUGAAGAAGAUGAGACAGGUGACAUUACAUUCAAGGGCCUAACUACCUCAACGCCAGUUCAGCACACAGAGACCUCAGGUGAGAGGUCCCAAGCACAAGUGACUGUUUCAGACAGCGAGAGUUUUCCGAGUCGCUCUCAGGCUUUCCCAGAGGAGAUGCAGGAACCUGCGACUGACGAUGAUGAGGGGCCUGUACAUCAUCCUGGGAAGUGCAUGUCACAAACCAACUCCACCUUCACCUUCACCACCUGCCGCAUUCUGCACCCUUCUGAUGAGCUCACACGAGUCACUCCAAGCCUUAACACAGCACCUACUCCAGCUUGUAGCAGCAUUGGCAAUUUGAAAGGCACUCCAGUGGCUACCCCGUGCACUCCACGGCGUCUGAGUUUGGUGGAAUCCUCCACUAACCUUCGGGAGUCCACAACUACUAUGAGCACAUCCUUGGGGCUUGUUUGGCUUCUCAAGGAGCGUGGGAUAUCAGCAGCGGUGUACAAUCCGCAGAGCUGGGACAGAGCUGGCAGGAACACCCUCCUGAGCACGUAUUCUCCCAAAAUGGCCGCCAUUCCUUCCACUCCUCCCAAUUCACCUAUGCAGACACCUUCUUCUUCACCACCAUCUUUUGAAUUCAAGUGCACGAGCCCCCCUUAUGACAACUUCCUGGCUUCCAAACCAGCCAGUUCCAUCCUGAAGGAAGUGAGGGACAAAAAGAACAUCAGGAACAUCGAGAGUCAGACUGAUGUGUCUGUCUCCAACCUUAACCUAGUAGACAAAGUAAAAAAGUUUGGGAUUGCCAAAGUAGUUAGCUCGGGGCAAGCACAAGCUCCUACAGUAACUGAUGAUCGAGGACCUCUUCUGUGUGGGGCACAAAGACCAGUGAAGGCCUUUGUUCCUGGAGGCCUAGUACCAGAAGGUUUGCCUUUGGGUCCUGCUGUAACGAGUGCUAUUGGGGGCAUUCAGUUGAACAGUGGCAUUAGGAGGAAUCGCAGCUUUCCAACUAUGGUGGGUUCCAGUAUGCAGAUGAAAGGGCCAUCGACUUUAACUCCAGGCAUCCUAAUGGGAGCUAAACUUCCCAAACAAACUAGCUUACGAUGAAUGGCUAAAUGUAUGGCUGGUAUUCUAAAGAGGUACCAAGAACCCUCCUUCAGACUCUUUUGGGUUGUUUUUUUUGAAGAUUUUCCUUCCAUUUGCUGUUGAGUUUGACAAAUCAACUUUGUGCCUAAUGGGAAAAAAAUGUGUAAACUUUGUACAGAAUGUAAAUAUUUACCAGAUGUAUUAUAAAUGAAUCAUGACACCAUUUUGACAAUUUAACUCGCUAACCUUUUGAAAAGGGUGUUUUGUUUUUUUUCUUUGCACUGAAAAAAAGCAAUCCUUGGAUAGAAAAAAAUAAUGGAUUCUCUAGUUCCCCCAGCAUGACAUCAGAAUGAGCCGCAUCAAGAAAGAAUUACCAGUCAUGCUUUCACAUUUGUCAAACGUCAGCAUGCACUCAGUAACUUCCAUAAAUGCAGGAAUUGUUGAAAUUCAUGAUGUGUUCAACAAAGCUAGGAGCUUAAUAUGCCAACAUUUUAUUUUGCCUUUGUGGAGAAAAGAAAAUUGGUAAACCUGUAAGUCUUAUGCCUAGCCAGUGAAAGGAUUUUUUCCCCUUAUACAAUAGACUUGAAAUAAUAUGUUUCUGGGAAUGACUGCUAAGCCUAUAGGAGCCUAGGAAGAGAACAGCUGCUGCUGUUUUGAGCACAUUCAUGUUGUGUGUUAAUUUUAUGUUCAGUACUGCACUGGAUCGUGGAAGUGAAAAUGCUUUAACAUAGUGUUUUGUUCCAGACACUGAGAACGUCCCCCUCCCAACGAAAGAGAAAGUCCUUAGAAUUAUUUCUUGCUUUCACAAGGUCAAAAUAAUAGCCUCAGCCUUGAGAGCCAAAGUUACUUAAAAAGUUGAUUGUAACUAUGGUCAGAAUGAAAUGUGAAUGAAUGUACUACAGUAUUGGCAAUGUGUCCUUAGAGAAUAAUUUGGGGGAAAAUAUUUAGUGAAAGUGGUACAAGUGAAGGAAAAUGAAGUUUGAAUUGCCUUUCACUUUCUGUCCAGAUCUUGAAGUAUAAAAAUGCUUCAGUGGAUAGGUUUUUUUAAAGGAUUAGACUAUUUCUACUUAAAUACUGUUGUAGUUUGUCUUUCCUACGUAUGUUUCCAUCAGAACCAAACAAUAAUAGCUGCUAGAUAUUAUUCGUGAAUGGCUAUAUUUCACCUGUCCUAAUACCUUUGAAAAAUCCUUUUCCUUAGUUUUCUUCCCCCAGCUACAAUGUGUAAAAACUUGAAGUACCAUCAGACACCGAGAACAAAUAAGAUGAUUCCCCAUCUGCCCGGAAGUUCUUUUUAGACUAACCCAUUCAAACAAACAAGAGCUGUGUUUGAGAGUUGUCAUGCACAACACCCAUUCCUUUCAGGGGGCUUGCCUAAGAGAACUUCUAGGUGGCUUGCAUCCCGAAUCAGAAUUAUUUUCCAGCUUCCAUUUUGCAACGGUUGGCAUGCACGGGUUGCACGGAUGGCUGUUGCUCUGCGAUAAUUUGAAAUCAGACCCAAUUUAUUUAUUGAUGCCAGUACUGCACCACAUGUAAUGACUGUGCGUUGCCAUAUGUGCCAGACUGUUACUAACUCAUUAGCACUGAUAAUUAUUUGUAUUAAUGGACUGUGUUUUAUUUUUAAUGGAUGACAGAUGAGAUGGAUGUCUUUACAUGAAGUAGACACCCGCAAUACUGAACGGAAGAUGGGAGAAUGUUGGGGGGGGUGGGGCGAGAGCAAGCAGAUGUGCUCAACCGCUGCACAUGUGCUUUCCCGUUUCUAUUUAUUUAGUGGAGUUUAUACAUUUUAGCACAUUGCCAUGGGCUCUACUUGCUGUUUGUAUGCGUGCACAUUACAAGUAUGUAACUUUCUCUUUUUAUCUGAAUGUAUCUUAAGACAACCAUUAGAUUAAUCAUUUGAAUAGAUGGUAAACGUGAGAAGGACCUUUUCAUCGAACUGGAGACCACAAUACCAUUUGAGGAACCAAAAAAAAAAAUGACCAUAUGAUUCAAUUGGAAUGUACUGUUUAAAUAGAAGAUUAGCCAACACCAGAAAAGUAA